Molecule: messenger RNA, 360 nt
Organism: Pyrenophora tritici-repentis Pt-1C-BFP
Lineage: Eukaryota; Fungi; Ascomycota; Dothideomycetes; Pleosporales; Pleosporaceae
Source: RefSeq, a predicted model, not a curated record
AUGACUUAUCUGGAUGAUUCCGGAGAAUUAUACAGGGGUAGUGGACAGGAGAAAGCGACAUGGAGAAUCGUGUUGUGGCAGUUCGAAGACCGGGCCUGCCACUGUCCCCUAGCAGAAUACAUGGGCAUUUUUCGUCUUGAACGAGUGGCCAAAGAACUGUUUGGAGACUUCAAGCAUCAACGCAAGUCAAAUUCCCGUUCUAAAUCCGUAGAUGCCGCGAUAACGUGCCGUGAAGCUUGUCAAAGACGCAUCAUCAUCCUCGGUAAUGAUGUCGACCUUUGGCUUCAUACGAGAGAUCAACCAACGGCAUACCCUGUCAUGACCUGGUUCAACACAGCUGAGAUGUCAUCGUCCUGGUAG